AUGAAACAAGUAUUUCCGGACACAGACAUUAAGGCCGAACCACAUAUUUCUUCGAAGAUAAAGGUUUGGAAAAAAUAUCACCUGUCCUUGAGCAUGAUGAUGGAAAAGUCUGGUUUUAGUUUAACCCAGAGUGGUUAUCUUGACGUGAGGGAUGAUCAAGUAUGGACAGAAUACUUAAAGAUCGACCCCAACGCAAAAACAAUGAGGUAUAAGUCUUGGCCAUUUUAUGCACAGUGGUGUGACAUAUUCGGAAAGGACAGGGCAACUGGUGAGAACGCUACAGGAUUUGUUGAUGCGGUAAACGGUGUCUUUAACAUGCCUUCAUCUCCGACUACUCCAAAUGCACCUAGGAGAUCAGAAACCAAUAAUAAUACAUGCCCAGCGGAAGAACAUAUGCAUGAGGAGGCAAAUGUGCAUGAUGGAGAGUGUAGUGUGUCUGCUAGAGAGAAGAGGUCAAGAAAAAGGAAAAAAAUAGUGGAGGAAGACAAUCAGUUCGUGGGGAUGUUGUCGUCCUUCUGCAAGGAGACUGCGAAGAACAUAUCGGACAUGGUGGUGAGGGUUGGUCAUGCCCACGAUGCGACCAAAAGACGUGGCAAGGUGUACGAGGUCUUAAAAGGUAUGCCCAACCUAACCAUGGAAGAAAAGCUACUAACCACCAAAUACCUUUGCAAUAAGACUGAAGAGCUAGACAUGUUUUUUAGCCUUGAUGACGAUGCGCGGGUGAAAAUGGUUCAAAUGAUUGUCAAAAAUAGGUUUUAG
Messenger RNA from Striga asiatica, 759 nucleotides. The record is from the annotation of a GenBank genome assembly. Lineage: Eukaryota; Viridiplantae; Streptophyta; Magnoliopsida; Lamiales; Orobanchaceae.